AUUAUUUGUCAUUAAAGAAAAUGAAUUAUUUUGUGGCUUAUUUCUGUAAUAUUUAAAAAAUUCUCGAUACACCCAGAAAAAGGUCAGUUUUGGAUGGCAAUAUGCACUUCAUUUGACUGAAUGGCAGUCUGAAUUUGUAUACACACAAACCUUAAUAGUGAUUAAGGCUAUUUAGAGAAAGUUCACAGCUUUCUUUAGGGAUGCAUUGAAACUUUGACUACCUAAAUGUUAUAAAUGGGUAUUUUUGGUUUUUGGCCAUAAGGAAAACAAAGGCAGAAAAUCUUGGCUGAAAUCUUUAACAGAAACUUACUUUAUAAUCCGACAUCAGAAACAUUAACAUGGAAAAAAAGACAAUCAUUUAAUGUGCAAUUAUCCUGGUUUAAUUCAAUUUAAUUAUAAAUGCAGACUGAUGAUAACAAUAUAUUUAUCUCUUUUUAAAGUAGCAUAGUAUGGAUUACCACAAGUGUAUUUGGACUCGUCCCUCAAAAUUCGCACUUAGAAUGGAAGUGAAUGGAGCCAGUUAUAUAACUCGUAUUGAACCCGGGAUAUUACUUUAACUGGUUCAAAUAGUUGUUUACAGAAUUGAGGAACUCUCUAGGGCUGAUAUAAAGGCUGUGAGCACAAACUGUUGUCCAACAAAUUUUAGUUACUGUGGUAAAAGAAAGCGCACCAAGACGUGACCAGACUACAGAGGCCCCUAAUAAAACAACACUAUUGCCAGUGUGCCUAUUGUCAUUUGCCAAGAAUUUGCCAUUAGCCCUUUAGAUUUAUUUAUGCAGACAGGAUGGCAUCAUUCUGUGUAUGUCAGACUGUAACACUGGGGUGAAAGACUUGCCCAGCAUCUUUGUUGAUGUUUGGGACUGGAUAACUGGACAUUUGGGAUGGAGGCUAUAUAGACAAGCAGCUUAUAAAAGAUUGUGAGUAGCAUAUUCCUGUAGCUUUUUGCAGGUUGACAAAUCAGAUUUUGAUUGGUUGUUUAUAGGUGCUUGCUCAAAAUCUCAAAAGUUUUCACUUUUGAAAUUCACUUUAAUUAUGGCUCGUCCCUUGUUUCAUCGUAAUGGUUGCUGGGACCCUCUCCAGGGCAUGACACAAAUACAAUUUUUUGACCAAAACACCAGCUGCCCCUGUUUCCUUGAACCUGAUGAGGUUAGCUGGAUUUAUUCAGCCAGGAAAAGAUUGGGCACAUCUACAUGGCCAGGAUCUAUGUACGUGCCUCUAUUUAGCUCAUUGUGUAUGGAGAUUCCACCUACAUCAUUUACUGGAUCCAAAGGACCAGUUUCCGAUGCCAUGUGUGAAAACACAAAAGGGCACCAAAACUGGAAAGUCUGUCUAAAUGUUAAUCCAUUUUCUUCUGAGGAGAUUAGCAUCAAAACCAUGGAGGGAUAUUUGGAGAUAAAAGGUAAUCGUGAGGAAAGGCAGGGAAAUCAUAGAUUAAUCUCCAGAAGCUUUACAAGAAAAUACAAGCUUCCAGUUGACUUAGACCUAAAACAGAUCAGCUCCAUGCUGUCUCCAGAUGGUACUCUCUCAGUGGAGGCCCCAUUACCAGGCUCUAAUGUCAGUCUCCCUGAAGAGAUUGUCAUCCCUAUUCACAUUAUGGAAAAACAGGACUUACCGGCAAAGUAACUCACAGUUAUCAGUUGUGCAAAUGAUUAAUAUUCAAAGUAAUUUAUGUGUUUUGUGAAACAAUUAAUAAAAUGGAAAGAUCAUAAACUUUUAUUUUCGACUGCUAACAUUAGAAAUAUUUAUAAAUACUAUUUUUGCAACAGACUAUGUAUAGUAUCAUAAAUCAUAACCCAAUUACAAACAUUACUGCAUACAGUAGUGUAAUUUUUGUGCUUUAUACAGAAUGUUCUAUGUUUUUGUUUUUUCUCAUGCUGAUUUAUAAAUGUUCAAAGAUGACUGAUCAAAAGCAACAGGUAAGUACUAAGGAGCUAAAGAAUGACUAGAGGUUCCCCAGUCUUAUGAAUACAUGUGAAAACGCUUCAGAGUUGGGAUAAUAUUGAGUAAUGUCGUUACAAUGCUGUUGUUUUUUAAGACUAGAGUUUAGAAUGGUGACAUCCGUCAAAAUAAACAGCAGCAAAAUCUAAUACCAAAUAUAAAUAAUUUUUAAUAGAUAGAUAGAUAGAUAGAUACUUCUCUUUUAAUUGCAUUAUUGUCUAAAUCUAAAGAGCUUCAGGUCACUUCCUCUAGGUGGUGUUGGUGCUCAACAUUAUUGUUGACACCAGAUGCUCUGUACUCUCCCCCACUGAGCAAACUGCUGACACAGGCAGUUAUGAAACCAACGCCUUCUUUGGUUUCCUACUUGAGCUGAUCAGAAGUAUGCACAAGUUUUCCCUUACCUUCUUAGUAAUACCUUGACUAUUUUUGAACAUGUUCCACAUAUUUCAUCACCUUUCUCUGGAUCAGUCAUCAGAUGGCAGGUCUCAGUUACACUAAGCAUGUUAAAGAAGGACAAUGAGUUUGUAAAUGAUCAAGAAUUUUGCUUAUGCUUUUACUCUUGUAUGAUUUAAUUGAGAAUGCUGUUCUCAGCUAUGUAAUAUGAGUUGGACAGCUGACUUAUCCUCUAUUAUAUAAAUACUAGAGAUGACCAUGUGUGCCGUUUCAGAAUUAUUAGCCAUGUUUGUGUUUUUUCUCCAUAUAAGAUUUUUUGCAAUGCUUCAACAACAACAACAACGACAACAAAAAGUAACAGGAUGUGUUUUUGUGUGUUAUCAGAAAGAUUAAUAAGCAUCUGGCACUAGGCUGUUAUAUUAUUAUCCUAUACAUUUAUUAGAAGUUUCCAUUCUAGGAGUUUCUAAUAUUUAGCCUAUCAUGUGUUAUUAGAAACUACUCAAGACAAUGUGUGUCAUAUCAUUGUUAGAUUAGAGUUUCUUGAUUUCUGACUUGUAUGUCUUUAGAAAAAUAUAAAAGUUAUUUGUACUGCAAAGUAUUUGUUGCUUGUAGCACUAAACAGCUUCUUCUCCUUCAGUUGUUAAUGUCUCAUUAUGUUCUCUUGAUUAUUUUACAUCAUAAUAAA
Messenger RNA from Xyrauchen texanus (razorback sucker), 3016 nucleotides. RefSeq names its product heat shock protein, alpha-crystallin-related, b15 (gene hspb15). The record is from RefSeq and is a predicted model, not a curated record. The transcript has 3 exons. Gene Ontology annotation, biological process: response to heat; protein refolding. NCBI's taxonomy places the organism in Eukaryota, Metazoa, Chordata, Actinopteri, Cypriniformes, Catostomidae. Bases 1033 to 1623 code for a protein of 196 amino acids. Gene Ontology annotation, molecular function: protein folding chaperone.